Molecule: messenger RNA, 1813 nt
Organism: Megachile rotundata (alfalfa leafcutting bee)
Lineage: Eukaryota; Metazoa; Arthropoda; Insecta; Hymenoptera; Megachilidae
Molecular function (GO): protein binding
Source: RefSeq, a predicted model, not a curated record
ACGAAACAAUAUUAUUCAUUUUAAUCUUGAAUGAAAAAUCCUAUUUAAAAGAUUAGUCAAAAACAAGCGACGAGUAUCCUUUUUCAGAGAAAUACACGUAGAUAACGGGCGCGUUCUGUUUGCCUAUAGAAUUUAAAAACCGGUAUCUUCUUAUCAGUCAGGCUACACGAUGUUCUAUUUGUUCAGAUAAUGGUUAUCAGACCAAGUACCUACUUGAUUAAACGUUUCAUCAGUGUCACCAGAGUCGUUGUGCAUCGAUUUCGAAAAUGAGUAAUCGCGUGAAUUCUGUGGUGCGUCGAAGCGUGCCUUGUUACUUUUGCAACGAAUUUUUAGAGGAGAAAUAUCUUUUCGAUCACGUGAAACACUGUGGAUUAGUUUUAGAAGAAUGCCCACGGAAAUGUGGAGUUUACGUGCCACGAAAGAACAUGGAUGAACAUCGAAGAUUAUGCUGUACAGAUGCUGCCGCAGGAAAUAGUCAGGCAAAAGAAAUUCAAGAUUUUGCGUGGAGAAAUAAAAUAUUCUCUGCAUUGAUGUUGCUUAGAGCUGUAGUUAACAACGAGGAGAAAGAGCGCAAACAUGUCCAGGAUAAUGUGUCUCAGUGUUUCAAAUUGCUACGCGCUCAACAAGCAUCUAUUGAUACGCUGCGAUUACAAAUUACACGAAUGGCAGAAGAAUCUCAACAGUACAACGUGACGUUAAAUCAGAGAUUGAACGAAUUGGCGCUAACUCGUGACAAUACUGAACAACGAACUAGUUUAAGCUUUCAACAUAUUUCGGAACAGUUAAAGCUUCUCCACGGAGAAUUAACAGACGAACAGAACAAACACGAAGAUGUUUUCGGAAACUGGUAUUUGGAAUUGAAAGAUUUGAAAGCUUUUUUGGCUGGAGAGAGUGCGCACAUGAGCAAGAUGUGGCAGGAACAACAAGAACUGAUUCACGAUCUUAAAUUAGAACUAGAAAUGAGAUGCAAAAAUUCGAAAGAAUUAGCGGCACAACAAAAACUUCUCACGGAAAAGAUCGAUGCUUUGGAAGAGGAAGUGCAGAAACAGUCAACUUUGAUAUCUAAUCAAAAAAGUAUCGUUAAAGGACUAAAAUUUCAAAUGAAGGAGAACUUAAAAUAUCUCGAAGAACUGAUCGACGAAAACUCAAGACUUAAAGUCACAGAACAUAUUGAAUGUCGAUGCGAACACGAAUAUUUUGAUCAAUAUUCGAGCAAUGGUCGACUUUUGUGGAGGAUCGAUCGCUAUAAAGAAAAAAUGACCGAUGCCAAAGAAAACGAUUGCGCGCUUUAUAGUCCAAAAUUUUUAAACAAAGAAUAUGGAUACACCUUGAGAUUGGAAUUAUUCUUAAACGGUAUAGGACAAUGGAAAGAUCGUCACAUUAUCGGGUGUCUACGCGUAGAGACUGGAAAAUGGGAUCCAUUAUUGGACUGGCCUUGCAUUCUUAAAGCAACGGUUACGUUGAGAAACCAAGAGAAUCCAGCCAAUGACGUGAAGAAAAUUGUCAAAGCUGUGGGGCAGGAUAAAACAAAUUCUACAGAUAUAACCAAAGAAUCCGGAAUUUAUAUGUUUAUUCCUCACACGACUCUAACUCGAUAUUCUGGAUAUGUUAAAGAUGACGUGUUAUUUUUGGAUAUUCAAGUAAAGGAUAUAAAAACGAGUGUAUCAACUCCGUCUCUUAUUUCAUAAGUUAAAUGUAGUAAUUAAAGCAAAUGAGCAGAGCCAUCGUCGAAAAUGUUAUUCUUUUAUGUUCAUAGUUGGGAAUACACGUCGUUUAUUAUCUUGAUUAUACGAUUGGUGGGACCUGGUGGAUA